GCCCACCGCCUCAACACCAUCAUGGACAGUGACAAGGUGCUGGUACUGGACCAAGGAACAGUGCUUGAAUUCGAUUCCCCGAGCAAUCUCUUGGCCCAGGCUGACAGCUCGUUUAGACACCUGUACGAUGAGAUGGAACGAGCUCACGCGCACGAUGCUGAGUGA
Messenger RNA from Sphaeroforma arctica JP610, 165 nucleotides. RefSeq lists its product as hypothetical. The transcript has a single exon. The annotation marks the transcript as partial. The record is from RefSeq and is a predicted model, not a curated record. Lineage: Eukaryota; Ichthyosporea; Ichthyophonida.